Messenger RNA from Oryzias melastigma (Indian medaka), 1815 nucleotides. RefSeq names its product putative UDP-GlcNAc:betaGal beta-1,3-N-acetylglucosaminyltransferase LOC100288842. Bases 136 to 1212 code for a protein of 358 amino acids. Lineage: Eukaryota; Metazoa; Chordata; Actinopteri; Beloniformes; Adrianichthyidae. Gene Ontology annotation, molecular function: hexosyltransferase activity. The transcript has 2 exons. Gene Ontology annotation, cellular component: membrane. The record is from RefSeq and is a predicted model, not a curated record.
GCUGAUGUGGUGUAGAGUUGCAAGCUUCUAGAGUUUCUCUGAAAUGGAAAACCCUGUCUGUCAUCUGCUUGUUUUCCAGCUCACCACAGUUCUAUCAUCACCUGUGGCUUACAGAUUAACUCAGAAGAAGCAAAAAUGCAGAUCUGUCUGUGCAAGCUGCGCACCCAUCAGUGGUGUUUCCUGCUUUUCAAUGUUCUGCUUUUCCACGCCUUGCUGUUCGGGGCGGAUUUCGUGGAGGAGUACCUCCUGCAGCCCAAGCCGGGCAUUUACACUGACGCCAUGGUGGCUGGCGUAAGGGAGAAAGCAAGGAAAUUGGACCUGAGUGAUGCCAGGGAAAACAUUUCCUUUGAGUACUCCAUAGCAAACACUGAGGCCUGCAGAAACUCUGACCUCUUUCUUCUCACUCUGGUCUUCAGCUCUGCAGGGAACGUCUCCCAAAGAGACGCUGUGAGGAGGACGUGGGCAAAUCAAACUCUGAUUGAAGGCUUUCCAGUCAAGACUAUUUUUUUCUUAGAAUUGUCUGACACCAAUGCUGCACACCAGGAGCUCCAAAGUGAAUCUGAGCAUUAUGGAGAUGUGAUCCAGGCUCACUCUGGAACAGAAGCGUUUCCAAAAGAGAGAAUGGUGCUGGCUCUGCGCUGGGUCAUCACCUUCUGUCCUCUGGCACGAUUUGUUCUGCUGACCAAGGAUUCUGUGUUUGUCAACCUUCCAGCUCUUGGCAGCUACCUGCUCAGGCUCCACCGGCACCCUGAGGAUCUGUACCUAGGCAGAGUGAUUCAGGAAGACCAACCCAACAGGGACCCCAAGAGUCCCGGGUACCUGCCCCCCGCCCUGUACCCUGCCAAAUACCUACCUGAAUACUGCGAUGACACCGCCUAUGUGCUGUCCCAAGAUGUGGUCCGGAAGGUGUAUGUGGCAUCUGCAUCAGUCCCUGCGACGGUGUCCACGGAUGUUUUUGUGGGUCUCUGCGCUCAGAAGGCCGGUGUCUCCCCAACACACAGCGCCAGGUUCUCUGGAGACAAACACAUUCAUUACAACGCAUGCUGCUACCGGUACCUGUUCUGCUCUGCCGGGAUGAGGAGCCACGAGCUGGAGAGAAUCUGGAUGGAUCUUGAGCAGAGAGGUGGAAGAUGCUCACUUCUGAAGACGUAUUAUGGACUGGUGUACUGUAAAGCUCACACGUACUUAGAUAAACUCCUUAAUCCUCAUUGAAAAGCAAAAUUGAAAUAUAAGUAAAAAGGGCUUUAAUUUGGUGGAGCUCAAGUGUAUAAUAAUGUUUUGUUGAAUUGUGUAAAAGUGUCCUCUAAUAAGAUACUGUGUGACCUAAAGAGUAUAGUCCAUAUCAAUAAGCUAAUAAAAUGAUGAUUUCUGAUCACAUCUAUUCAUGUCUGAAUGAAAACUUAAAUGUAAUUUAUUUGUAGUUGAGAUAAACUUAGAGUUUCAGAGAAAUUGUAUUUUUUGUCUACAAAGUUUAACCAUAGUCUUGUGUUAGGGUCAGCACGGACCUGUUCCGGUUUUUAAUUGCAUCAAAAAAUCACUAAAAUUCAUUUAAUCCAUCAAAGCUUUUCGAUUAAAAAACUUCCAUUUUUGGUUUUUUAUUCUAAAAUUCUCUGGAUACAAUUAUGUCCAUUCUGGUGUUAGGGUCGGUUUUGACCCGACUUUAUAAAAUAACUUUAUAUAGCAAUAAUUAGAGCCAAUAAAUCUCGGGCAUGUCCAGACUCUUAAUUUAGCUUUCUAAUAUUUUUGGAAAAUGUAAAUGAUUUCUAUUGGUUUGAUUUGUUGUUCAUGUUCUAAUGUGUUUGGAUUAAAGUUCUA